This is a messenger RNA of Gaeumannomyces tritici R3-111a-1, 747 nucleotides long. RefSeq lists its product as hypothetical. The record is from RefSeq and is a predicted model, not a curated record. The transcript is spliced from 2 exons. Lineage: Eukaryota; Fungi; Ascomycota; Sordariomycetes; Magnaporthales; Magnaporthaceae. Bases 90 to 545 code for a protein of 151 amino acids.
UGCUGUCUCAUCAGAAAAUACGUGGGCCGCGCUACCCUUUGCAACAAACGAAAGGCAUAAUAAAUAGGGAAAAGGAAAGGAAAAGCACGAUGGUCAACAUCACGGGCAUCUGGAACCUCGUCUCGUUCAACAUUUACGUCAACGGCACCUCGGUCCGGCAGCCCAACGGACCGAACCCGCUAGGCAAGGCGGUCAUCAUGCCCCAGUACAUCAGCUUCCACAUCACGACGCCCGAGUCCGCAGUGCCGCUGCCCAACGAGACGCGGUGGCGCAACGGGGCGGACCACGACAUUGCCGAGAUCGCGCGGCCCUUUGUCUCGUACUGCGGUCGCUGGACCGCCGCGUACCUGGGCGAGCAGCUGCAGCUGACCACGGCCAUCGACGUGUCGCUGGACCCGUCGUGGAAACAGCGCCCGCAGCGGAGGAACGUCAGCUUCGUGGAAGAGAACGGCAGGACGUACAUGCUGCUGAUGCCUGUGAGCAGCUUGGCGCCAACUAAUCCCGGAGAAGUAUCCGUGCUGAAAUGGGAAAAGGAGAUCAGCUAGCCAUGCGCCUAGAAGCAUGAGGAUGGCUAGGACUUUGCACAUCUGCAUUCAUGGCCGAGGGAAAAGGUCAGACCAAGAUCAGAAUGCGAUCAUCAAGCAAUGGCUAGUUUGCUGUUUUGUGGUGGGGUAGAUAGAGAGAGACAGGGCAAGCAGCCAAGCCUGGGUACACCAAGGCAUCAAUUCCAACAGAAUACCUCCUGUG